AUGGGUAUAAAAGUAGUAAGAAAUCAAGCUAUAAUAAGCCAAAGACGGAUUUCAGGCAUGAGGAUCGGGUGGGGGCGGGGCUUCGGGCCGGGGGCGGGGCCGGCGCGCGAGCGAAUGGCGGUUCUUUUGGCUCCGCGGUUUCGCAGCCUCGGCAGCCGGAGCGAGCUUCCCGGCCCAGGGCGGAGCGGGUCGAGUUUCGUAAGCCGUAGAAGUGGCUUCUGCCGGAAAAGGAGGACAGGAUGUUCUGGUCUUUUCAAGCUACUCAGCUAUGGGAUGGGUAUUAUUCACUCCCUUCAGGCUCAAGUGGAAAUAAAAAGGAGGAGGCAUCAUUUAUGAACAUACAAAGACUGUUUUACUGGUUCUGAUGCUGUUGAUGUAGUAUUUCAUCUUAUGCAAAAUAUGUGCCUAAGUAGUAAUGAUCUCUCUCAUCUUAAAGGAGUUCGUCUUUGCCAAGUUCUAAUGAACCAUAAGGUAUUUCAACCAGUAGGAGUGAAGCUAUUCAAAAAUGAGAACGAAUUGGAAUUUGAAGAUUCAAAAAAUAGACUCUAUAGGUUUCUAGGCAAUAAAUCAACUUUUUUUUGCGAACGAAAAAAAGAUGCUGAGAAUGGAUUAACAGAUAAAAUCAAACCAGAAUAUGAAAUAAUUUGAAAUCCUCUAGCAGAAAUUGAUGAGAAAAGAAUUAAGGAACUUAUUCACGCAAAGAGUGGGAAUCUGGCUUUACCUCCAAAUAACACAGUUGACAAACCUGUUCUCCCGCUUUCAGAAGAAGUUUCCUUCUACAUAGCAAUUACGUCAAACAAGACAAUGUAUCCUCUGUCCACUGUGAUUGACAACUGGCUUAAUGCAGCAAUUGAAUGCGUGGAGUAUUUCCCUGACCAGUUCGUCGUUUCAGUUAGUCAGCAGUUCAUGCAAAACAGAAGUGAAGAGAUAAGACUGAAUAAACAGAAGAUACUCUUUGAUGUCAUAGUAAAAUAUUAUAAUCAAGAGAGAUAUUGCCUGUUAACUGAUGAGUAUUUUGAUAUUCGUUCAGGAAUUAUUGAACUUUUAGAAAGUGAGAAAAGAACAGAAGCACUGGAGGCAACACCUCUAAGAUUGCUAUUGCCCAACAUUAGAGAAGAAUUAGGACGGCUACUUACUUUUAUGGCUAUCGCAUCAGAGCCUAAUGCCUGCAAGUUACAAAAACAGUAUGUUAACAAAAUGGUUGUCCUGAAAACUCUUGCCAAAGCAGUUUUUCAAACCAAAUCAUUAUCAAAAGUACAGGCAGAACAACUCAUCUGGUUUCUACUGGAAUAUCACUCUGAGCUCUUCAAGACAGCAGUUACUUUAUUGGACCCGGUUAGUAAGAAACUGAAGAAACUUUUGCAUGGAAAAGAUCCAGAUGCCGUAUCAGGCUUCACAUUUUGCCAACGCCUGACAUACAAGGAAUCUGAAAAACACAAGGAAAGGACAACUCAGUUUCUUCACCAGUUGGCUCUUGAGAUUACUAAUAACCCCCGCAUCUCUUUGAAACAAAGAUAGAAAUUUAGGAGUUUCAAAACUAUCUGGAAGCUUUGCAUUAACAUUUCUGUGGCAGAAAACUACAAUUUGUAAAUGUAAACAAAUCUCAGGUGUUUCCUCAAACUACCACACUGACACCUCAGGGACAGUAUAGCCUCCAAGCAUUGUAAAUGUAAUCGUGCAUAAAAUGUCAAGGAAAGUGGUCAAAAGGUACAAACUUCCAGUUAUACAGUAAAUGAGUCCUGGGAUGUACAGCAUGGCAACUAUAAUUAAUAAUACUUAAUUAUAUAGUUGAACGUUGCAAAGAGAAAUCUUUUUUAAAAAUGUGAGGGAAGUUUUUAAUUUUAAAAGGGAAUAUAGGUUAAGUUCAUGUAUGCUGAUGUACUUAAUUAUCAUGCUGCUGAAGAUUGUGUUAAAUGUGCUACUAGAGAUCUGGUACAUAUACUAUCUUUAGGUUGAUUUUCCCACAGAAAAGGACAUUUCAUACCUGAUUUUCUAACUUUGGUUUUCUAACUCAAAGAAAUAAAUGUUGAGACAAAACUCUUCUCACAUAUAAUUUAUAUACAUAAUAUUCAAGAUUGAAAAACAUGCACUUUCCUUAGCAUAUAUAACUUUUAAGCUAUCCCCUUGGGCUGCUAUUACUUAAACACUGAAUCAUCUAAAUAGUGUAAGACUAAGAAAGUAGAUUUUAAAAGCCAUAAAUUUAAAAUUCAUGAAUAUCUAAAACCAUGAUUUUGCAUUCUCUACUACUUCUUUAGUCUAUAGAGUAUUUUAUGGCUUUCUUCUUUCCUCUCUCCUUCCCUCUUUCUAUCCCUCCCUCCCUUCCUCUUAAUUGGAGGGAGGUACUUGGGGUUUCCUUUUUAUUGUUGUGUGUAAGUCUGGUGGGGGAUUCCUCCUUAUUACUAUGAAUGGCUGGAAGUGUAUAUUACCAUGCCAUUGGAUCUGAUGAUUAGAAGAUUAUAUAUAACCUUAAGUAAAUAUCUUCCCUCUGAGCCUCAGUUUUGUUUUUUACUCUCUAGAACAGCGGUUCUCAACCUGUGGGUUACGACCCCUUUGGGGUUCAAACGACCCUUUCACAGGG
Molecule: messenger RNA, 2578 nt
Organism: Myotis myotis
Lineage: Eukaryota; Metazoa; Chordata; Mammalia; Chiroptera; Vespertilionidae
Gene: DEPDC4
Product: DEP domain containing 4
Biological process (GO): intracellular signal transduction
Source: RefSeq, a predicted model, not a curated record